This is a messenger RNA of Gryllus bimaculatus (two-spotted cricket), 738 nucleotides long. Lineage: Eukaryota; Metazoa; Arthropoda; Insecta; Orthoptera; Gryllidae. The record is from the annotation of a GenBank genome assembly.
AUGCGUUUCAAAUUCAUCGAAUUUCUGGGAACAGUUGUCUUCCGAGGGGCAAGUGAGAAUGAAGUUUCCCCCUUAGGUCUCGGGUCCCUUCUUGAAGGCUUACACAUCCUUACUGAAUCGAUCAAUCGAAUCGAAUGCCGACCAUCUUCAGCGGCAUCCAUCAUCCAGAGAAACUCGAAGCGACGCAAGACUGAAGUCACUGCUCAGCAGAGGACACUAGGGAAACACCAGGAACGCUUCUGUGUGGAAGAUGUCAUGGACGUAUUGUGUGAGCGACAUUCCGAUGAAAGACUGGGUGUUCUUUCGCCGUUUGCAUGCAGUCGCAGUCGAUCACCAAGUCUACUUGUUCGACUACAACAAAUCCCGCGACGAGGACACCAUAAAGGUCCUCGUCUUCAAUCCGAGGACGCACGUGAUCAGAGUCGGCGAACUGGUGCUCAUCCACUUCGCAGCAACCUUCAAGGAGAAGGUUUACGUGUGCGUCGGAGGGCGCGCGACCGCGAGCGCAGGGGAGCUGUUGGUGUUCGACACGCGGCGUGCGCGGUGGGGCUGCGUGGCGACGAGCGGGGACGUGCCCUCGAGCGCCAUGCGGUGGCGGGUGGGCGCGUGCGAGCAGGACGGACACUUGUACGCGUGGUCUAUCAACUCCACGGCUCCCGCCAGCGAGGAAACGCACCUUUGGGCCUUGGAAAUAAGCAGCCUUCGGUGGAAGAUUGUGGCGACCGCGGGAUGGGAUGA